Molecule: messenger RNA, 1906 nt
Organism: Hypoxylon trugodes
Lineage: Eukaryota; Fungi; Ascomycota; Sordariomycetes; Xylariales; Hypoxylaceae
Product: kinase-like domain-containing protein
Exons: 7
Coding region: 245-1345 (366 amino acids)
Biological process (GO): protein phosphorylation
Molecular function (GO): protein kinase activity; ATP binding
Source: RefSeq, a predicted model, not a curated record
GUGAACUAACUGAACAUGUAUCAGGCUAUAAGGCGCAUUAUUCCAAUGUAAGGAUCUUAACGAAUUAAACAAGGUGCCUUGUGUACCCGAGUUCGUACAAAACCGGAAACGGAAGCGCUAUCAACAAACCGCCAUGUUUAUGAUAAAGACAACAAUAACCGUUAACUCCGGGGGUUCUAUCUACUGAUGGAGGCACAAUAUGAUCGAAUUAAUCGAGAAGUAUCGUAUCGUACCACUUUAAAAUAUGAAUCGUCGCACUCUCAGGAGCUCACGUAAGCCAUCUCUGCAAAGCCAGGCAUAUUUAAUACGAAGCUUUUUUGAGUCAGAUUUGAAGCAAAGAUUUUAUCUAGAAAAAUUCCAUGCUAAGGGCGGCCAAGGUGGUGUAUACAAGGUCAAGUAUGUGUCGUCAUCGGUUAAGGCAUCUAAUCAGCGGUUGCUAGUGCUCAAAAUCGCAGAUCCCCAGAGAGGUUCGGACGUCGAGGGGUUACGGAGGGAGGCAAUUAUCCUAAAGGGUUUGAGGUAUUGUAGGCACAUCGUUACGAUAUUUACUAGCCCCAACGACCCUCUGAAACCGGCUAGGGAAAGCUAUGGCUGGGCCUGGGCAUUCCUAGAACAUAUCGAGAAUGACACCCUCACGACUUUCAUGGUGCGAGCGAAAGAAAAAGGACUUAAGGUUCUGCCAAACCGUUUGCUUUGGUCAAUAUUCUUCUGCAUGAUCCGUGCCUAUAUUGCAAUGGCUUGGCCUGUCAAAAAUUAUAAAGACCUUGAGACGGCUAAGGCGAUAGAUCCUAGCGGACUAGCUCAUAACGACAUACACGGCGAUAAUCUUCUGUUUGGAUCAUACAUGCGUGGCCGCGAACACGGCCUCUCCCCGAUAUUGAAGUUACUCGACUUUGGGCUAGCAGAUUUGUCGGAGGAAGAUAGUCAUGCCCGCCAACACCCCACAGGCGAACAGAGCAACAUAUUGGACAUAGGUAUAAUGAUGGCUAGCGUAAUAGGGCUUCAAACAGACCGUAAAUACUCUGGAGAAGAAAUGGAAGUGGACCUAUCCGAACUCGGCCGAGCCGACGACGUCUUGUCGCCCGCUGCGGGUAUAUUAGAAGAUUUCGAUAAUGGCACGCCGGACCCGUAUCCUCUCGUCGAUAAAGAUUUACGACUCGUCCUUGCCGCGUGUUUGGCCGUCGACUAUCGCGAUCGCCCGACGUUGGAAGAACUUGAGAGGUGGGCUGGGGCUAAAAUCUUGAAUACCGAUCCAAAUCAAUACGCGCACAUUAAUCGUGGAAGAGAGCAGGAGACUGAUGAAAGGAUUCACGCGAUUGUGCAGGCUUGUAUAUUUGAUGCGUAGGUGGGAGUUUGGGCUCUUGUCUCAGCUAGUGGAUGCACCAGGUUAGGGUUGCGGCCGUAUCCGGGUACCCAAGUACUCGGCCGUGUAUAUAGGUAUUGGGGUUGCUAUUGACUGGCGGAAGUUUUUAUCGUACUAUAAAGAAGGGCUAUCAGGCCUCAAUAUGAUAUCCCAGCUUGUCGAUAAACGUCGUCGAUAAGGGCUCGGCUUUCAAGGCUGCUCUAUUCCAGGAAUACCCGGGUAUGUGAGGUUAAGAUGGUGAUAGGGAUGAUGCUGGUUGAAAAUGUGGGCGUCGGCUGGAUAAUCCAAGACAUGGGACAUCCCCCGACAAUAAAAUUGGCCCUCCAAACGUAGCCGUAGGAAAAACCAUUAGUUCUAUCAGGUACUGAAGCAAUAGGUGCGCUAACACUGAGCUCGAUUCACCCUUUACUAUCUUGACCGGGAAACCCCAUAAGUAGCUCGAACAUACGGUGAUGUAUUAGGCGGGAAAACUUGAAAAUAUUUCCAAAGAUCAGGCCCCUCACGCUUGCGCAAUCGACGUCAGCGGUGGUGCGCCACGGUGGU